Molecule: messenger RNA, 3413 nt
Organism: Parasteatoda tepidariorum (common house spider)
Lineage: Eukaryota; Metazoa; Arthropoda; Arachnida; Araneae; Theridiidae
Product: glycerol kinase-like
Biological process (GO): phosphorylation; glycerol-3-phosphate biosynthetic process; glycerol metabolic process
Cellular component (GO): mitochondrion
Molecular function (GO): glycerol kinase activity
Source: RefSeq, a predicted model, not a curated record
UUUAAGCGUAAAACCGGUCUGUCAAAAGCGUGUUGCUUUUCUAAAACCCCCGGGAAAAGUUAAAUGUUUCCCCUAUAUUAGUCCCUGAAUGGGGAGUAGAGAGAUAAACAAAUACAAUACCGCCUACACACGUGCAGGAAAAAUCGUUUAACCGGCAUUAAAUUUUUCUUGUUGAAAUUUCAUAGAAAACUAAAUUGUAAAAUGACCGAUCCUGUGGGAAAUUCGGGAAAUCUAUCUGACUUAAUCGGAGCUAUAGACCAAGGUACUAGCAGUUCAAGAUUUCUCGUUUUCGCUAGUGAAACAGCCGAAAUUGUUGCAUAUCAUCAAAUCGAAACUAAGCAGUUAUAUCCUCAGGUUGGUUGGGUUGAACAGGAUCCCCUUGAAAUUUUAUCCUCUGUUCAAACAUGUAUAGAGAAAACGGUUGAAAAGCUUAAAAACUUUGAAAUUAAUCCUCUCAACAUUAAAGCUAUAGGUGUAACUAACCAGAGGGACACUACUGUCGUAUGGAAUAAGUUCACCGGUAAACCGUUAUACAAUGCUAUAAUAUGGCUUGAUACUAGAAAUGUGAACACUGGUGAUCAAUUAAGUAAGAAAAGAGGUUCAAAAGCAGUGAUGGAAAAGUGUGGUUUGCCAAUCACAACAUUCUUCAGUGCUAUUAAAUUGAGAUGGUUAAUUGAAAAUGUUCCACAAGUUAAAGAGGCAAUUGAAAAUGAUUCUUGCCUGUUUGGAACAAUUGAUUCCUGGUUAAUAUGGAACUUAACCGGAGGAGUUAAUAGCGGUAUUCAUGUAACAGACGUAACAAAUGCCAGUAGGACGAUGCUCAUGAACAUAAGAACUUUGGAAUGGGAUCCAUGGUUGUGCAAUUUUUUCCAAGUACCCAUUUCUAUAUUGCCGAGUAUUAGGAGUAGCUCUGAAAUUUUAGGUUGCGUUUUGGGUAGUUCAUUAAAUGGAACGCCUAUCUCCGGUUGUUUGGGUGAUCAAAGUGCUGCUCUAGUAGGCCAACUAUGUUUUAAACCUGGCACAGCUAAACAUACAUAUGGUACUGGAUGUUUCUUAUUAUGUAACACUGGAAAAGUUCCUAUAUGGUCCAAGCAUGGACUACUAACUACUGUAGCCUAUAAACUGGGUCCUGAUAAGCCGGUUACUUAUGCCUUAGAAGGUUCUGUUAUUAUAGCGGGUGCUUUAAUUAGAUGGUUGCGAGAUAAUCUAGGUAUAAUACAAGAUUCUGCAUAUAUUGAAAAACUUGCUAGUUCUGUUGAAAGCACACAUGGUGUAUAUUUUGUUCCUGCUUUUUCAGGUCUUUAUGCUCCUUUUUGGAAACCCAGUGCUAGAGGUAUUGUUUGUGGGUUAACGACAUUCUCGACACGUGCUCACAUAGCACGUGCAGCUUUAGAGGCUAUUGCUUUUCAAACAUGUGAAGUAGUUGAUGCUAUGAAAUUAGUUAGUGGUUUUCCUUUAGAGAAUCUAGUAGUAGAUGGCGGAAUGACUAGUAAUUCUCUAUUAAUGCAACUUCAAGCAGAUUUUUUGGGUCUUAAAGUCAUACUACCUUCUAUGCCAGAGACUACAGCUCUUGGUGUAGCUAUGGCAGCUGGAGCAGCUAAAGGUAUUGAAGUAUGGGAUAUAGAUUCUACAGUGUCAAAUGGCGUCACAACUGAAACUUUUUAUCCGAAUAUUUCAUCGGAAGAAAGGAACUCGAAAUAUUCUUCGUGGAAAAAUGCCGUCAAGCGCUCAAUGAGAUGGGAAGAUGAUAAAGUUAUUGAUAAUCCCAUAUUAAAAUCAUUGCCGGGGGGAUUAUUUGUAUUUUCGUCCUUUGUGCUUCUCCUUUUUGCUGAAGCCUAUACCAAAAAAUUUCUUAUUUAGGUAGAUAUAAUUAUUUAUCGUUUUCAAAUAGUGAAACUUGGGUGAAUGCCAGAACUAUAAUUUUGUGAGAAACUGAUAAAAAUUGGGAUGUGUGAUUAAGAUUAUUUUUUACAUUAUGUGAUAAAUUUUUUUUUUCAGUUUCCACAAAUCAAUUAAUUGACUUAUUUAGGAUUUUCAAAUAAUGAACGCAAUGGAAUAAGAUGAGAAGUUUUCUGUAUUUGUACCUGCACCAACAUAGUCUCCAAGUUUUGGUGACUUCAGUGUAGUUUCUCGCUUGAAAAAUAUCAUGCAAGGGGACCAAUUCAAAGUGUGUAACUACUUUGCUGGGCAAAUCACUACACAUAUUUUUAACUUUUGUACGUGCCAAAUAUCUGGUGCCUUGAUGAAAACAGGUACUGAUACAAAAAUAUCCCCAUAAAGUUCAAUGACAGCUCUGUGAUAAUUUUGUGAGAAAUUGAUAAAAAAUUAGGAUGUGUGAUUAAGAUUGUAUUUUACAAUAUGUGAUAGAAUUUAUUUAUUUUUUUUAACGAUUUUCACAAACCAAUUUUCCUAAAGUAUUCAUUUUUAGAAAGGUAAAGCAUUUUUGGUAAAAAAAAAAGAGAAAAUUCUCAGUAUUCUGUAACUCAGCAUCUUCUUGCAAAUUAUUUAAAUAAUCUGAAUCAUUCUUACAUAAAUGGAUUCAAAAGGAAUAUAAUUUGAUUAUAUUACAAUUAUACAAAUGGGUUGAGUUAUUAAAGCUUUUUGUCCUGCUAAUAUAUAAAAGAGAUAGAUAUAUAAAAUUUUCAUGAAGUCCCUAAUUUGUUUCUUUCUUAAAGCUUAUUAAUUAAAAAACAUGUAAAUGUCUCAAGAAAUUAUUGGAGCAAACACAGUAAAAAAAUUGAAAAAAACAGUGCUAACUUGAAGUAUAUUUUAUUCUAAAUAAUAGUUUGCAAAUAUAACGCAAUGAAAACUAUUUUAUAACUUUUGAAAAAAUUUAAUUUAUAAUAGUUAAGCUAGGUAGAUUUGAAAGGAAGUGAUAUUCUUAUGUUAAUAAAAAGCCAUGUUGAUUUGUUUUCUUUAAAUUUAUGUCAUGCUUAAAAUUUUCCAUAAUAAAUAAUUUAAAUACUCGUUUAGAAAAUAAGCUACUUUUAUUAUAUAGUUUUUUAUAAUUUAAAAUGAGCUACAGGCUUAUUUAAGUAGAAUUUCUACAACAAACUAAGAAUAUUCUAAAAAUUAAGAACAUACUUGUAAAACUAAGUAAACAAAAACAGAGUAAGGUUUCAGACAUGUGUUGUCAAAAAAUGAUUAAAACAGUUGAAAGUCUAGAGAAUGGUACUUGAAAAUUCAUAAUGAAUUUGAAGUUUUUAUGAUAAUCUAAACUAUAUUAUCAUAAAGAAAUGUGAUAUUUAAAUAUAUUUUAUUGUAUAAAUAUUAAUGCAUAAUUAACAAUAAUUAAAUUAAACUAGAAAUAAUAAAUUUGAGUCAAUGGGGAAAGAGUUUCUUUUAUAUUCACAUUUAUUUAAUUUAAAAGUUUCAAUGAAUUUUUAAGUAGUCUGAAUGAAAUCUAUAAAUAG